AUGAAGGAAGCUUUCAAUGUGUUUGAUCAGAACGGAGAUGGGUAUAUAACGGUGGAUGAACUAAAGGCGGUUUUGUCAUCCUUGGGACUCAAGCAAGGAAAGACAUUGGAUGAUUGUAAGAAGAUGAUUAUGAAAGUGGAUGUUGAUGGUGAUGGUAGGGUUAAUUACAAGGAGUUUAGACAAAUGAUGAAAGGUGGUGGUUUUAGCGCUUUGAGCUAA
Messenger RNA from Eruca vesicaria subsp. sativa (arugula), 219 nucleotides. The record is from the annotation of a GenBank genome assembly. Lineage: Eukaryota; Viridiplantae; Streptophyta; Magnoliopsida; Brassicales; Brassicaceae.